GCUGCUAAGAUGAAGAAGGAGAAAAAGGAAAAAACCAGCGCUGGCGGCGGAGAUGGUCGCAAAGAGCUUAAUCCCUGGCCGCAGUAUAUCGAGGAGCGCAACGUGCUAUGGGAGAAAUGCAAGGCGGAAUAUUUGGCUGAGCUGGCUGCGAAGCCGCGUGCAGCGAUCAAAGUGACGCUGCCCGAUGGCAAGCAAGUGGAUGCUACCUCUUGGGAGACUACGCCUUACGAUGUGGCACGUGGCAUUAGUCAAGGCCUGGCUGAUAACACUAUCAUCUCGAAGGUGAAUGGCGAAGUUUGGGAUCUGGAUCGUGUGCUAGAGGGCGAUUGCAAUUUGCAGCUGCUUAAGUUCGAUGAUCCCGAUGCACAGGCCGUGUUUUGGCACAGCUCAGCUCACAUUAUGGGUGAAGCCAUGGAGCGCAUCUAUGGCGGUCACUUGUGCUAUGGUCCGCCAAUUGAAAGUGGUUUCUACUACGACAUGCACUUGGAUGGCGAUGGCAUCUCCACCACGGAAUACGGUACCAUGGAGACCCUGAUUAAACAGAUUGUCAAGGAAAAGCAAAACUUUGAGCGUCUGGAGAUGAAGAAAGCUGAUCUGCUCGAAAUGUUCAAAUACAACGAGUUCAAGGUGCGCAUUCUCAAUGAGAAAGUCACCACAGAUCGCACCACAGUCUACAAAUGCGGCUCAUUGAUUGAUUUGUGCCGUGGCCCGCAUGUGCGCCACACUGGCAAAGUCAAGGCACUGAAGAUCACCAAGAACUCGUCGACCUAUUGGGAAGGCAAGGCCGAUGCCGAAACUUUACAGCGCGUCUACGGCAUCUCGUUCCCGGAGCCAAAGCAGCUGAAGGAAUGGGAGAAACUACAAGAGGAGGCAGCCAAGCGUGAUCACCGCAAGAUUGGACGUGAGCAAGAGCUGUUCUUUUUCCAUGAACUGUCGCCCGGUUCGUGCUUCUUUCAGCCACGCGGCGCACAUAUCUACAAUACGUUGAUGAAUCUGAUACGCGGCGAGUACCGAAAGCGUGGCUUCCAGGAGGUCAUCUCGCCCAAUAUCUACAAUGCCAAGCUGUGGAUGACAUCGGGUCAUUGGGAGCAUUAUGCCGACAAUAUGUUCUCCUUUGAGGCAGAAAAGGAAAAGUUUGCGCUCAAGCCAAUGAACUGUCCUGGUCAUUGUCUGAUCUUUGACAAUCGCAAUCGAUCGUGGCGCGAGUUGCCAUUGCGCAUGGCCGACUUUGGUGUGUUGCAUCGUAAUGAACUGUCCGGCGCUUUGACGGGCUUGACACGCGUACGUCGCUUCCAGCAGGACGAUGCGCACAUCUUCUGCGCACCUGAGCAGAUCAAGGGCGAAAUGAAGGGAUGCUUGGACUUUUUGCGUCAUGUCUACACCAUCUUUGGCUUUGACUUCCAACUCGUGUUGUCCACUCGCCCCGAGAAGUAUCUGGGCGAGCUGGAGCAAUGGAAUGCUGCUGAGAAGGCGCUUGCCGAAUCACUCGAUGAGUUUGGCAAGCCAUGGAAAGAGAAUCCCGGCGAUGGCGCCUUCUAUGGACCCAAAAUUGAUAUUACAAUUAUGGAUGCACUGAAGCGUCCCUUCCAAUGCGCAACCAUACAGUUGGAUUUCCAGCUGCCCAUACGUUUCAAUCUCAACUACAUCGCCGACGAUGGCGAAAAGAAACGUCCAGUGAUCAUCCAUCGUGCCAUCCUUGGCUCUGUGGAGCGCAUGAUUGCCAUUCUCACGGAGAACUAUGCUGGCAAAUGGCCAUUCUGGCUAUCGCCACGCCAAGUGAUGGUCGUGCCCGUGGGUCCCGCUUACGAUGAGUAUGCGAAGAGCGUGCGCGAUCAGCUGUAUGCGGCUGGAUUUAUGAGUGAAGCGGAUUGCGAUGCCGGUGACACGAUGAACAAGAAGAUACGAAAUGCUCAGUUGGCACAAUUCAAUUUCAUUCUGGUUGUGGGCGAUAAGGAGCGCUCGUCGACCACGGUGAAUGUGCGCACUCGUGAUAACAAGGUGCAUGGCGAAGUGUCUGUGGCGGAUUUGAUAACCAAGCUGCAAAAGAUACGCGAUGAAUUCAUCACAAACGAAGACAGCUUUUAAAAAGAAAAUUCAUGUACUCUACUAUUUAUAUGUAUAACCAAAAGUUAUAGCUUUUUGCACAGCAAAUGCAAAAUGACCGCGGCAUUUUUUUCAGUUGUAUUUACGCUUUUUACAUUACAAAAAAUCCUCAAAUAAAUAAAGAACCCCCAACAGGGGUAAACCAA
Molecule: messenger RNA, 2249 nt
Organism: Drosophila nasuta
Lineage: Eukaryota; Metazoa; Arthropoda; Insecta; Diptera; Drosophilidae
Gene: ThrRS
Product: threonine--tRNA ligase
Biological process (GO): threonyl-tRNA aminoacylation
Cellular component (GO): cytoplasm; mitochondrion
Molecular function (GO): threonine-tRNA ligase activity; ATP binding
Source: RefSeq, a predicted model, not a curated record